This is a messenger RNA of Fundulus heteroclitus (mummichog), 2506 nucleotides long. It is a transcript of the gene foxf1, whose product is annotated as forkhead box F1. Gene Ontology annotation, biological process: regulation of transcription by RNA polymerase II; animal organ morphogenesis. Gene Ontology annotation, cellular component: nucleus. NCBI's taxonomy places the organism in Eukaryota, Metazoa, Chordata, Actinopteri, Cyprinodontiformes, Fundulidae. Bases 475 to 1617 code for a protein of 380 amino acids. Gene Ontology annotation, molecular function: RNA polymerase II cis-regulatory region sequence-specific DNA binding; DNA-binding transcription factor activity, RNA polymerase II-specific. The record is from RefSeq and is a predicted model, not a curated record. The transcript has 2 exons.
GUGAGCGCAUGCAGGCAGAUGUGCAUGCUUGCAGCCCACCACUGGAGUAGGAGGGGACUGGGCGGGCCCCCAACAUUGGGAUGACAAGCCCUACAGCUUCCAAUGCGCCGAUGGCUACAGAUAAGUAAAAAGUGAGCUCCGCGGACGCACGACAACACACCGACCGAAGUGGAAAGCGGCUCCUGUCCUGCUCCGUGGCCCAUUUCGGACGUCGCCUUUUUUUUUUAGAAAAAAAAAAAAAUAAACGGUUUCGGCUCCAGACACCAAACGGGACUGAACCAGAAGCAACGAGGCAGCGUCUAAAAGAUAAUCGCCCCCCUUUUUGGCUUUUCGGGUCUUUUUUUCUUUUUUUUUUUCUUUCCUUUUCUCCCCUCAUCUCUUUAUGCCAGGGAAGUGUUGUCAAAACUUCUGGUAAUCAUAGGUGGAGACUUAUCUUUUUCUUUGACAUCUCGAAGACUGAAUCCAGGCAAACUAAUGACGGCAGAGGUCCAGCAGCCCCCAGCGCAGCCUCCUGCCCAGAGCAGCCCCAUGUCCGCGCCGGAGAAGCCGCACGGACAGACGGUGGUGAUGGAAACCGGCUCUUCCGCCACGAAAGCCAAGAAGACAAACGCGGGGAUCCGGCGACCAGAGAAGCCCCCGUACUCGUACAUAGCGCUGAUAGUCAUGGCCAUCCAGAGCUCUCCCACCAAGCGGCUGACGCUCAGCGAGAUCUACCAGUUCCUCCAGAGCCGCUUCCCGUUCUUCAGGGGCUCCUACCAGGGAUGGAAGAACUCCGUGCGCCACAACUUGUCCCUGAACGAGUGCUUCAUUAAGCUGCCCAAGGGCCUCGGCCGACCGGGGAAGGGCCACUAUUGGACUAUCGACCCGGCCAGCGAGUUCAUGUUCGAGGAGGGCUCCUUCAGAAGGAGACCCAGGGGUUUCAGGCGCAAAUGCCAGGCGCUGAAGCCCAUGUACAGCAUGAUGAACGGUCUGGGAUUCAACCACAUUCCCGAGGCGUACAACUACCAGGGGAGCGGCGGCGGCCUGUCGUGCCCGCCCAACAGCCUGUCCCUGGACAGCGGGAUCGGGAUGAUGAAUGGACACCUGGCAGGUAACAUGGACGGGAUGGGUCUCUCCGGCCACUCCAUGUCGCACUUGUCUACCAACAGUGGACAUUCCUACAUGGGAAGUUGCACGGGGUCCACUGGAAGCGAUUACGCGCACCACGACAAUUCCGCCUCCCCGCUGCUGACCAGCGGGGGAGUCAUGGAGCCUCACCCCGUCUACUCGAGCUCGGCUUCGGCGUGGGCCUCGGCUCCGCCGGCCUCGCUGAACAACGGGGCGUCGUACAUCAAGCAGCAGCCGCUGUCUCCGUGCAACCCGGGGGCCAACAGCCUGCAGCCGAGCUUGCCCACGCACUCGCUGGACCAGUCGUACCUGCACCAGAACGGACACAGCACCACAGACUUACAAGGUAUUCCUCGGUACCAUUCCCAGUCUCCCAGCAUGUGCGACCGAAAGGAGUUCGUGUUCUCCUUCAACGCCAUGACCUCCUCCGCCAUGCACUCGCCGGGAAACAGCUCCUACUACCACCACCAGCAGGUCUCCUACCAGGACAUCAAGCCGUGCGUGAUGUGAUCCCCGGCGGGGUCAGGCCGUAUGGACGGUGUGUGUGUGUGCGUGCGUGCGUGUGUCUGAGUCACUCGGACUGGAGCCAUGCAGGCAGCAGGACAGGAACUGAAAAUAAUAAAAAAAAGAAGUCACCACUGAGAGACUUUGUGAGGAGAGAGAGAGAGAGAUCCCUGCCUCCUGUGGACCGGACUACUUCCCUGUGCUGUUGGAGACCAGACGGCUGAAGCCACACAAUAAUAAAAUGAUGAUGAUAAUAAUAAUAUAUAACGAAACAAACUUUUCCAUACCUUCAAAGUGGCAUAAAAAACAAAACAAGAAAGGAAACUUGCUGUUUGGUACUUCGUCCUGCAGACCGGAUGACUUCUCACUUCUCACAUGUUUAAUCAUUUUGUAAAAUAUGCACACCUUCAUUUUCUCCGUUUAAAGUUUUUUUUUUUUUAUUAUUAUUAUUAUUUCUAAUUCCUAUUGUGUUGACAGAUUAGCUGGAAAAACACGCCCAGCGUUGAAUUCUGAAUAAUUAUGGACAUUACAUAGGCCUAUAUACUGUACGUCCAUACUGUAUACUAUGUAAAAAAAAAAUGGCACUUUUUGAAUAGCCUAUAAGCGCAACUUUUUAUUUAUUCUCUAGGCCUGCUUUUUCAAUUUCAGGCGAAUUGGCCAAGGAGUUCCGUGCUUUACUGGCAAUAUUUGUCAAGAUGUUUGUUAUUGGUUAAAAAAAAAAAAAAGGAAAAUUAAGGACAUGUUGUAAGCACUGUGUCGUUUGUGUCAAAUGUACGUGGACUAUUACUUUCAUCACUUCGUGUAGAUAGGCUAUAAUCAGGAAAAACAGCGAGGGUUCCUCCUAUGUGAGCUGGAUGUUUCAUUUUUUUUAUGAAAAUAAAACCACCCGAAUUCA